AUGCCCAAUUUUGCCGCAAUUUUUGAGGACAGUGGUAGAGGUGCAUACAAAAUCGGCUAUGAGGAGGCGCAGUCAGAUACAAAUGAGGAUGAAGAGGUUGAGUGGAUUAGUGGCAAUAUUCACAGGGGGAGAAGGAUCAUUACUGGAAAACCAAAAUUCUCUCCUUGUGAAGCUUCUGUAGAUGAUCCUGCAAACAAAAGCUUGAGGUGUGAACUUUUAUCCAAAUACGUUGACCCAGCUCCAACAAAUGAGUUUCAGUCGCAUCACACAGAGCUCAGCAACAGGGCAGCCGAGUUGUUUGCUCCUUUAAUUAGGGAAGCAGUUUUUCAUCCAUCAGUAGCAGUUCGACGCUCAUGUAUUCAUACUCUCUCAAUCAUUCUUGCGAAUGGUCUCAUUCAUCCCAUGCAGAACUUUCCUUAUCUAAUUGCUAUGAGCACUGACUGUGAUACAAUUGUGAGAGAAAGAGCAGACAAGAUUCUUACUACCAUCAGUUCAAAACAUGCUCAUGUAGUUCGCACGGAAGCAAUGCCAGGAUUUGUGAAGGCAUUCAGUUAUCAGAGAAUACUCAAACAGGGUGUGGUAAGGGGGUUUCGUAUUGAUGUUGAUCAAGGGCAUGCUCUUUGCUCCCAUCUUUAUUCUCUUAUUCGUUCUAACCGUCAAAACAGACGAUCAUUUGUCAACUUACUCAUUCGUUCAUUUCAGCAAGUGAAGAACGCUGAGCUUCACUACCUUCUGUUUGUUGCUGAUAAUGUUGCAUUAUUUCCUUAUGCUGUUCUCGACGAGCCUUUGUUUGUGAUCUAUGUAGUAGAUAAGGUAGCAUCUAGCAGAAGUUCUUCUCUUCUUGAACAGUUCAACGAGGUUCUUACUGCUGGCCGCUUAGAUGACAGUGUGAAUAUUGAUGAUUUGGAAACAGCAGCAGCACUCCAGUCAUCAUUACCUAAUCUCUCCUGGGACAAAUUUGUGACUUGCCUUGUGGCUAGUCAUCAAUGCUGUCUUUUGCUGAAACUUCGAUCUCACCUAAAAGAAAUGUUUGGGUUGACAGAAGGAAAGUGCAGAAAGUAUUCUCCAAGCGAACCUGCAAAACUAAAUGAAAAACCCUUGACCAAAAGGUUAUUACAUGACUUUGAACCAAGAAGAGUUAUUCAAGCUGUGCAGGACCACUGUUCUGGACAUCAGUCAUUUAAUAGGACUGAUUUAUUUGAUCAAUAUCUAGAGUUUAGACAAAUUGCAAUGAGCCGAGAGCCCAGUGGUGAAGACGAUGGUGCUGGUUCGGAUGCAGAAGGUGGAGCUGCUGCCAUUGACUAUUUUGACCAGCAAUCAUCCAGCAAGAAGAGACGAAGGUCUACUGGAGGUGGAAACAGAACACCUGGCAACAGUAAAAGACACAAAGCAAUAGGCAAUAGUGAGGGAAAGAAACCAAAGAAACGUCGUAAAUCUACUGCUGCCAGUUCUGACGAUGACACACUGGAUCCGGAUUUUCAAAAGUAAUAUUCCACUAAUAUAUAGAAACAAAACAAACUGUCUUUUCUAUUACGUGUAUUGUUUCACGAUAGACACAAUAGUGCAGUAGUUAAGUGUAGCUUGUUCAAAGUAAGGUUUUAAUUAUAUUAUAUGUACGUAUAUGUA
This is a messenger RNA of Corticium candelabrum, 1626 nucleotides long. RefSeq names its product nipped-B-like protein. Gene Ontology annotation, molecular function: chromatin binding. The transcript is spliced from 12 exons. Bases 1 to 1488 code for a protein of 495 amino acids. The record is from RefSeq and is a predicted model, not a curated record. Gene Ontology annotation, biological process: replication-born double-strand break repair via sister chromatid exchange; establishment of mitotic sister chromatid cohesion; establishment of protein localization to chromatin. Gene Ontology annotation, cellular component: Scc2-Scc4 cohesin loading complex. NCBI's taxonomy places the organism in Eukaryota, Metazoa, Porifera, Homoscleromorpha, Homosclerophorida, Plakinidae.